This is a messenger RNA of Diachasmimorpha longicaudata, 1324 nucleotides long. Its product is annotated as B-cell receptor-associated protein 31. The record is from RefSeq and is a predicted model, not a curated record. The transcript has 3 exons. Gene Ontology annotation, biological process: endoplasmic reticulum to Golgi vesicle-mediated transport; intracellular protein transport. NCBI's taxonomy places the organism in Eukaryota, Metazoa, Arthropoda, Insecta, Hymenoptera, Braconidae. Bases 251 to 946 code for a protein of 231 amino acids. Gene Ontology annotation, cellular component: endoplasmic reticulum; endoplasmic reticulum membrane.
UCAGGGAAUAAAUCCGUGGAGCUACUCCGUCGAGUGUGUGACGUCAUCGAUGGGAAAAAUUUAUUUAUAAAUUGUCAACGUUUAAUUCUGCACUUUGCACUGCUUUGCACAGUCCUGUACCUAGGCCUGGUACCGUAUACCAGGGAACAGUUGCUGAGGUGUAGAGACUUGUUGAGGUCAUUGUGAAGACAAUUUUGUUGCCGGUUCGGUUGAAUUUAGUCAUCAGUAAUUAAUCAUUCAGAGGUUAAAUAUGAGUCUUCAGUGGACGUUGAUUGCAUCAUUCCUGUACCUUGAGAUAUUUAUUGUCCUCCUGCUAGUGCUUCCAAUAGCAUCACCAACGAGAUGGCAGAGGUUCUUCAAGUCCAGAUUUCUCCAGAGUUUGAAUAAUCAGGCAGCGAUAUACUUCUUGGUUCUGUUGGCUAUUCUCAUUUUGUUCUUGUUGGAUGCUAUCAGGGAGAUGAGAAAGUACUCUACCAUUGAGCAUUCCGAUCAUGCACAUUUGGAUGCUGAGAUGCAAGGAAACAUGAGACUCUUCAGAGCCCAGCGUAAUUUCUACAUAUCCGGUUUUGCCCUCUUUCUCAGUCUGGUAAUUCGUCGUUUGGUCCUGCUCAUUUCAACUCAGGCGACCUUAUUAGCCCAGAGUGAGGCAUCCAUGCGUCAAGCACAGUCAGCCACGACGACAGCACGAAGCCUCCUCGCCCAGAAGGGUGAGGCAGCUCAGAAUGACACCAAUGAGGCACACGACAAAGUUGUAUCCGAACUGAAGUCACAAUUAUCAGAGAUAGCUAACAAGAACAGUGAACUCGAGAGUGAACUGAGGAGAGAGAAGAAGGACAAGGAGGCCCUGAAAUCCCAGGCUGAUUCACUGGCUAAAGAGUACGACAGAUUGACCGAGGAACAUGCCAAGCUCCAGAAGGCUGAGGCCAGUGAUAAGAAGAGUGAUUAGAGGUUUCUAAUUCUCGCCUGUUUUUAUGAUCCUAUCUUAACUAAGGGAAGAAAAUUGUGGGCCCAAAUGGUGUUGCCCUGAAAUAAUCCUCUGAGGGCUAAAGUUAUUUUGCUAUAACAGGGUGACAUUUCAGGGUUGAUCGAGGCUUCAUUGGUGAUUUACUAACUUUAAAAUCAUAUUUUUGAUUAUUAUUUGUUCAUUUGAUUUUCAAUCAUUCGUUUGCUUCUUCCAUCCUCAUACUUGGACGUAAUUAAUCUCCCUCAGAGAUUAUGUAUGAUCAAAAAGUUAUCCUACAUUUUUACGUACUUUAAUAUAGUUAUUGAUGAUGCUUCAUGAAGCUAGUCAUCUGCAGUUUUGAAAUAAAAUAUGUAAUUCGAA